Molecule: messenger RNA, 837 nt
Organism: Rhea pennata
Lineage: Eukaryota; Metazoa; Chordata; Aves; Rheiformes; Rheidae
Product: LIM homeobox transcription factor 1-alpha-like
Exons: 6
Coding region: 16-837 (273 amino acids)
Biological process (GO): neuron differentiation; regulation of transcription by RNA polymerase II
Cellular component (GO): nucleus
Molecular function (GO): DNA-binding transcription factor activity, RNA polymerase II-specific; RNA polymerase II transcription regulatory region sequence-specific DNA binding
Source: RefSeq, a predicted model, not a curated record
CCCUCUGAGCUCAUCAUGCGGGUGCUGGAGAACGUCUACCAUGUUCACUGCUUCUACUGCUGCGAGUGUGAGCGCCGUUUGCAGCGGGGAGAUGAGUUUGUACUCAAGGAGGGGCAGCUGCUGUGCCGCAGUGACUAUGAGAAGGAGAAGGAGAUGCUGAGUGCUAUCAGCCCUGCACCCACUGAGUCUGUAAAAAGUGAGGAUGAAGAUGGCAGCCAUUCACACAGCAAAGGCAGUGAGGAGAACAAAGACCACAAGCGCUCCAAGCGUCCACGCACCAUCCUUACCACACAGCAGCGGCGAGCAUUCAAGGCCUCAUUUGAGGUUUCCUCAAAACCUUGCCGAAAGGUAAGAGAGACCCUUGCAGCUGAGACAGGCCUGACUGUGCGGGUGGUACAGGUCUGGUUCCAGAAUCAAAGAGCCAAGAUGAAGAAGAUUGCUCGCAGACAGCAGCAGCAGCAGCAGCAACAGCAGGAGCAAGACCAGCUGGGCAACGCUCGCUUAGGGACUGGGAGAGGGAAUGAUGGUGCGAGUGUUCAUGGCCUGGAUGGGCUCAUGGUCCCCUAUCCCAGAAUCCCCCAGCAGCAGCUGCUGCCCCUGGAUCAGAAUGGCUACAGCACAGACUUGUACAGACAAGGGCUUACACCACCCCAGCUGCCAGGAGACCAUCUGCACCCCUACGACUCGGAAGGAGUUUUUCACGACAUGGACAGUGACAGCAUCAGCCAUCUGGGAGACUGCCUGCUGUCAACAGCUGAAGCCAACCUCCUCCAGGCCCGAGUAGGUAAUCCCAUUGACCGACUCUACUCCAUGCAGAGCUCCUACUUCACAUCCUGA